AUGAUCCGGAGCGUCGAGAUCUCAUCGCACAAGAUUAAAAAGAGGGAAAUGAGAUGGACAGGACAAGGUUGCUCCAAGCGAUCAAACUGCGAUAUCUACUACAGCUGGCAUGCAGAGAGGUGUGAAUUUGGAUGCGGAUUUGUAGUAAGCCGGAGACUUCGCCACCACGACUCCAAUUUCACCCCAGUGAGUGAACGGCUGGCUACAAUCCGCGUCAAAGCUAGGUUUUUCAAUCUUAGCAUAAUUUACGCGCACACCACGAUGGAGGAGAAGGAUGCAUUCUACGCGAGACUCGAGUACUCAUACGACCGCUGCCCAGACCACGACGUGAAGCUUAUCCUCGGGGACUUCGACGCAAAGAUCGGUCGCGAACGCAUCUUUGACCCCACCGUCGGUCGAUUUAGCCUCCAUGAGACCACCUCGAACAACGGUCAACGUUGCGAUAGACGGAAGGCAUGCCUCAAGCGUGAAGGACGUGCGUACGUUUCGUGGAAUCAACAUUGA
Molecule: messenger RNA, 504 nt
Organism: Drosophila biarmipes
Lineage: Eukaryota; Metazoa; Arthropoda; Insecta; Diptera; Drosophilidae
Exons: 2
Coding region: 1-504 (167 amino acids)
Source: RefSeq, a predicted model, not a curated record